Messenger RNA from Rotaria sp. Silwood2, 255 nucleotides. The record is from the annotation of a GenBank genome assembly. NCBI's taxonomy places the organism in Eukaryota, Metazoa, Rotifera, Eurotatoria, Philodinida, Philodinidae.
AUGAGUUUCAUUAAAUUUGAACCUCAAUCAACAUCAACACCAAAAAAAAUCAAUUCAACACUUAUACCAAAUUUAUGUUCAACUCCACGACCUGUGCAUGUCCGUUAUUCAUUAUCGAAAUGUGCGCCGCUACCUAUUGAUACAUCAACACCAAAUACAAAGAAAACCAGAAAAUCGUUGGCACCUAAUAUUCAUCAUUUAAUUUAUCCAUCAAACAUUACAUCAACACACACAAUUAAAGUUUGGGUCUUAUAA